GUGGAGAAGCCUCCAGGUACAGGCCCCAUGAGCUGCCCUCAGCCCAGGGAGCCACAGGAGCCCCCUGGGGACACCCCAGUCCCACAGUGACUCUUAAGAGCUAGGGGAAGGCAAGCAGUGGAGCAGCCACCUGGGCAGGGACCUGUCCAAGGCAGCCCUGCUGUACCCCCUAGCCCAGUUAAUUCCAGACUCCGUUCCUGGGAGAGCCUCUCACAGACCCCACAUACAGCUGCAUCCUGACACCACAGCUGCCACUCAGCAAAGGCCUCUGUCAGGCUCAGCCAAUGUCCUGGGGGCAGUGACAUUAUGGCCAGGCUGAGCACAGAUACCUGCCGUGCAGGACCCUGUGCGGGUAUCUCUGUGUCCCCCAUCCUGUCCUGCUGUUCCCCUGAUGCUGGUGGCUCCAUCCCUGACCCCUUCUCCUUGCUGCAGUGUGAUGGCAGCAGUACACUUCUCACUGCACACCGUGGCACCCAGCCCUGCCAUGCCAUCUCGCGCCAUGCUGUGGCACACUGUGUCACACUUUGCUGCCCACAGACCCUACUGCAAACCACAGGUGAGAGCUGCUCUGAGAUGUGCAAGGAUGUGUGUCCAUGGCAUGCCCUCCCCACCACCAAGAUCGAGACCUCCCUGUCCUGGCAGAGCUGAUGGGACAGGACCAUUCCCUGCCGCAUGUCCCCAUGGCCCAGCGGUGGGAGAGGCUGUCUUCCAGGGACAUCACCUUUCACAAAAUCACAGUUGUAGGUGCUGAGCACAGUUGGAAACAGCUGGAAGAGGGCAAUUUCAGCAACCUCAAACAUCUGGAAAAGCAAGAUGAGGACCUCCUUGUCCUUAUGGAACAAGUCCUUGGUAGGGACACUGUAGCAGGUCUCUGACACAGUGCCGGAUUUUUCCCCAGCCAGCUCCCAGCACCGAGCCAAGAGUGGGCUGCUCCUGGAAAGCAGGGCAGAUUAGGGCUGAUGCUCUACGGCACUGGCUGUCCAGCAUCAAGGGCAGGAGCAAGGAUGAGGGAGAGGUCUUCCAUGUGGCUUCCAAAAGGGAUUCAUUCUCUUGAAGGUGCCAGGGAUGAAAGACGAAAGAUACAGGGAUACAUGUCUCCAUCAUGAAGAUGUCAUCCCAGUUGAAGGGCAGGGUGCCCGUUUUCCAGAGGGAGGUGGAGGUGGAGCAGCCAGCAUGGAUGGGUUGGUGGUACUGCAAUGUUCCCAUGGACACAGUAGCAGCUAAGAAGCAGGAGCACCUCUGAAGGAAAUGUGGCCCAAGAAUAAAACCAUGCUGGAGAAGGCACACCUUGAAGCAUCUGUGGCUGUGCUGGAGGUCAUGUUGGAACACCUCAAAGUGUGUGGCCAUGCAUAAACCCCCAGCAGAACAGACACACCCCAGGAGGCACUUCAGCCGUGCAGAAGACCAAACUAGAGCAGGAAAACACAGAUGCUCCUGGUAAAAUUCAAACCCACUCUGAAGACCAAAGGACUGGCAGCUGAGAAUCCAAGAGCCCCACCAAACAUGCUCCCAACCAUUUGAGCUGGCCCAUGGCUGGGAUGGAAACUUGCUCCAUUGUCAUAGUAGGUAAAGCCAUGUGAUCUAAAUCAUUCAGGAUAAGGAGAAGACGCUUGGCAGCUUGGUACCUACUAAUGAAGCCAAUAGUCUACCCUGCGUUCUCCAUUUUUCUGGCUCUCAUUUUGGCCAGAUUCCUUGGCAUCACAUCAGUUUUUCUGAGAAAUCAGAAGAACCACGUGCUAAUUUUGACUGAGGAAAACACAAUUCACAACUGCAGCUGUUCUGUGGCUAUCCAUGACUGUGAUUACUGCCUGGCAAACUUGAUGUGCAACUGCAAAACAGUGCUGCCUCCUACCAUGGAAAAAACUACCUACAACAGCCACCUGAGCAUCUGGUUCACAGACACCUCUGUGCUGGGGAUAGUCCUCAACUUCACAAGGGUGUGGGAUUUGAAGUGGACCUUCUGUGGUACCACUCCUCUCCCAACAGAAUAUUUGGCCAUUUGGGGACUUCAAAAGCUCCAGGUAAACAAGGUCAAGGGACAAUUUCCAGACCAGAGCAUAACCAUCUCCAGCAGCAGCAAUAAUGACAAAGAAGACUUGCUUGAGGCACACAACAAAGACAGGCAAAUGCUUGCACGUAUUUCUUUUCUGGAUACCUCAGUUUUCAAUGGAUAUUCAUUGCUGAAGUCAUACAGUGUGGAAAAUGUCUCUAGUAUCAUAAAGCACUUUCCCAGCCUGCUGUACUUAGAUGUUUUCUCAACCUCAGACAAUGAGAGCUAUGUUGUAACAUUCAUUUAUGGAGUAAUUUAAUGCAGUCAGUAGUAAGAGGCAUGGGAGGCUGCAAAGAGUGAUGGGAUGCUUUUAAGUCUGUCCUGGUUUGUCUAGGAGGAUGCACAAGGGGACUGUGAGAGAACUCUACAAAGAGGUGUUUGAUGUAAGAGAUUCAUCAGAUUAAUUCAGCAAACACUUUCUUAAAGAACAAAGUAAAUGUGAAACAACUGUUUUCCAAAGCACUGUUAGAAUUUUUUUGUUUAUAUAUUCUAAGUUGAGAAUUGAAAUCUGCAGAUAAAUUUUGUUUUAAGGUUGUGUCUCGGACAGAAAAGGCAUAAUCAUGUAGUUCCCACUGCAGAAGAAUCCAAGACCCCCAGAGAACCACUCAGGUUAGAUUGCAGCUCAGCAGGUAGAUUCAUGGUUGUUUUACGAGGUGCAAUCUACUCCCAUUAUGCUCAGCGAUUUAGGAAACAGGUAUGGGACUUCCCUCUGUGAAGCAGGUACUUCCCUGCAUCUGUCCUUUCUUCCUUAUUUCACACAUAAUCUUUAUUUCCAGAUCACAGAAUACUCUGGGUUGGAAGGGACCCACAAGGACCAGCAAGUCUAACCCUUAAGUGAAUGGCCCAUACUCUCCACUGGACCACUUCAGCUGAUCCAUAUUUUUCCAGGGAGAGGCUGCCACCUGCAUGACGGAUGUGCUGACACCUCCAAUUCCCUAAAUGCAGGGAGCUUCAACUUUUGUGAUAAUGGCAAACUGGUCAUGUUCUCCCAUAAGAGAGAGUAGAAAUACCCCAUACAAUGAGUCUCAUCUGACAAGGGAGGCGAGGUUUCAGGCAGACAAUUUUCAGAUGUGUUGCAUGAGAAAGGUUGUCAUCCCCUGAAAAACAUAUACCAGGACUGUUAAAAUAGCUCAAAGUCUGCUCCUUGCCUGUGUCUGCAGGUUUUGAAUUCUGUGAGAUACAACUAAGGCUGUAUCCAUCCAUAUAGUACAAUAAAGGCUUUGAAAUAGCAAGUUGUAAGAGCUUUGCAUUCCCAGCAAUGGAUUACAUGAAACUGAGACAAAACACAAGAAAACUUCAGCCCAGAGAAGCUGUGGCUGCUCCGUCCCUGGAAGUGUCCAAGGCCAGGGGGGAUGGAGCUUGAAGCAACAUGGUUUGUGGAAGGUGUCCCUGCCUAUGGCAGGGGGGAUUGAACUGGGUGGUCUUGAAGGGCCCUUCCAACCUAAACCAAUCUGAGAUUCCACGAUUCUCUGUGCACUUAGGGGAAUGGCUAUCAAGGUUCUGAGGAACCAGUGAAGCUGCUGCAAUUUUAAAGAAAGGUUAUUUCUAUUUUAAAUAAUUAUAUUGAUAUAACUGUAAUCAGUGACGGAGCAGUUUUGCUAGGAAGCAAAACUUAAUUUUUCAGAAGACUUAAAUACAUGUCCACCCCACAUUACUUUGAACCUGUGAGCUUUCCCUCUGAAAUCAACAAUGUGCUAACGAUGGAAUUAAUGGGAUCUAUUUGCAAUUGCAAAUAGAUUUAAGCACAGUGGUGUUUGCAAGCUGGUUACUGAACUCCAUUUAACUCAGCCAGAGAACAAUUGAACCAGCUGUUAUAAAGAUGUAGUUUCCUUUGUCAGCACCUUGGCAACAAACCAUAAGACUUUUUCUCCAAAUUACAAAUACUUCUAGUGAUACCUCUCAUGACUGUCUAUUACAGACAUAAUUCAUGCCAUCUACCCAGGAACUGCCUUCUCCAGCUGUAUCUGCAAGGGAACUAACCUUGCCUUCACAAACUUGAAGGCAGUACACACACACAAAUAUAUUGAUUUCUAAAUGUUACCAAGGCUUUCUCCAAAAUCUGGAAAAAUGAAACCUAGAUGAUCUUCGGCAAAGAACUGCUGCUCUCUGGAAAAAAAUGUGCUGAAGUCACGGUAAUUCCCCAUUACCAUGACUGUGAUGUCCAAAAAUUCACACAUGCAGCAGUAGCUGAGGAUGUAUGUAUUCUGGCCUUGGGAAGAAACAAGGUUAAUAGUCCAUGGGCUUUCUAAAUUAAAAUUAAAUUGCCAGUUACUUUUGCCACUGUAGUGCUCUGAAUAAGGCUGGUGCAAAAGACCUUUUAUUCCAGUUCCCAAGCAACCACUGCAGGAUUUUUUUUUUUCUGGAAAGAGCAAAAGAUCCUCAAUUACAAAAGCCCACAGCUCCGAUAUUAUGGAGAUCUUCCCAAAGGCCCUAUUCUGCCCCAAUGGAUACCAAGAACCUGAUCAUCCCAAUUCUAUUUUAUAUGGCUUUGCCCUAUGCAAGUACUGCAUUAGAAGGUCGCAGUGUUUUUCCACAGCAAUGUCUCUAAAAUACGUGUAUGU
This is a messenger RNA of Poecile atricapillus (Black-capped chickadee), 4611 nucleotides long. It is a transcript of the gene EPCIP, whose product is annotated as chromosome 1 C21orf62 homolog. The record is from RefSeq and is a predicted model, not a curated record. NCBI's taxonomy places the organism in Eukaryota, Metazoa, Chordata, Aves, Passeriformes, Paridae.